ACGAGUUUCAGAUCAUAACAAGACGCGGUACAGCUCAACCUCAUUUACACCUCUGCCACAACCUUCUCAUCUUCAGGCUACCUGAACCUACUCUCGUCCUCCCUCGAUAUCACACUCGCUCUUGCCACUCGACUCCAUCCCUGGGCACAUAUGAUGUCCGGAUACCUACCAACACUACUCCGUUACAUGUAAACAAACCCAUCGUCUUCCGUCACUGCAUGCGACAGCAGGCCACCGCUAGCAUCACGAUACCUGAUGGCUUCCAAUGCAUGGCUGGAUGAUCUAUCAGAAGAUUGGAUACCACAGCCUCGCUCUUCAUCCUCAACUGCACCAUCUUCUCCUCUGCCCAACUCGACGACUCACAAUGCGGUUGACUUACCCACGCAGAACCGAAGCCGAAUACCGCGAUUAAGGACUUCUUCGGGCGCUCUCAUCGCCAAAAAAACAUCUACUCCUUCUAGUAAAUGUCCUACGGGUGCAAUACGCCGAAAAAGCGCGCUUGCGGAGAGGAGUCUUAGUGAGGACAACAUACAACUAGAGCCCUCCUCCGAUUUGACAGAUACGAACGCGGAUCAAAACCGACAGGCAUCCCGAUCUUAUUCUGCGGCAUCAAUAUCAUCAGUUCUGCGCAAUGGUACGGUAGAGCAGAAAUCAGUAACAAGACCUCUGGGUAGAUCGGGAAAGCUCCAGGACACACCCGAAUGGCGAAGAAGACUUCUGAAGGGCGAAAUGGGAUAUGGAGACCAGAAGGACCUCUUCAGUCCUAUGGGAAUUGAGAAAAUAUUCGACCCCACAAAAUCGGCUGAAAAAGCACUGCCCGUGACAAGACGUAGACCGGAUUAUUUCAACUCCAGCGCCAUACCUUCGAGCCCACCCCCAUGGCCUUCACGUCCUUCCAAACCACAGCGUCCAACUGCUGUCCAACUAGCGCAAUCGAACGAGGAAUGUGAGCACGAGUCAAGUGGUCAUAUCCUUGAGGGUGAAAUUGAAAAGGAGGACUUUACUCAUGAUGUGCAUGAAGCUAUUGGGGAGCAAAGCCUGUCUGAGUUAAUGCAGAAGGUAGGAAGAAAAGAGCUACCAUCGUUGCUUGACUCUGGAAUUUCAAGCACUGCUUCUGGUGAUAUCGAACUGCGCAAUGAGGAGUUCAGCCCAGUAUAUUUAUCCAAGAACAACACGAUCGACGAUCGCUUGCAACAUGGCGGGUUCGAAAAUGCAAACUCACAACUCACGGAUAGUCUUGGGCAGCUCCAGUCCGAUCGUAUAGAGUUCGAAGCAACUCAUUCCGAUGCAGCCAGAUACCAAGAGAGCAUGGAAGGGUCUUCGUUGGCGAAGAUACAAAAUAUGACACUCCCGGAAGAUCUACCUGUAGGGACUCCUGAGGUUGCUAAGGCCCUGGGCAACUUUGUGACUACCAGGAGAGGAGGCUAUUCCGCAGAUGGCUCCUUUGCUCGUCGACCGCUAAGCUCCACACCACCUCUUUCGAAUACGAAUUCUCGAAUGGAAGAAAGCCGCCAGCUAACCACUGCUUUGGCACAAACACCUCGACCAAGCUCGGGGAAGACGUCGGUCCAAAAGUCUGUCCCACCGCGCGCACCUAGUCCUCCUUCGACAGUUUGCAGUCCUCGCCGUGACUCUCAGCGUGAUGAUCCUAGCGCAAACCAAAGUCGAACCUCGGGAAGUCCUCUGAAACUGUUUGGGGACCACGAUACAUUCACAGCUAACAGAUUGCAUCGACGUCUUAGUCAGCUCGAGCUUGGUGCAGACUCUCGAGGUCCACAACAAAGCUUGCAUGCAUCUCUUCCGAAACUAGGCGUUCCUUCGCGUCUCACUUCAGUAGAGGAAAUGAGCUUCAGUCGUGAAGAUGCCACAAGUCCUGAUAUGUCAACCAAAGCAGCACGAAGUCACUUUGAGUCCAGAUUGACUUCUUUUGGUACAGGGGUACUCGAAGGCUAUGAAUUUCCUGGAGAGAUAUCGAUUAUGUCGGAAAGCUAUCAAGACGACUUAGACGAUAGCCACAGCUCAUCUCCCAGCGCAACGGUAGCACCACCUGGAUCACAACCGCAGUUUCGAUUUCGCCUCGACGGAAGCUUCACGCAUGGAUCGAACGCACAAGGAAAACGCAUAAUAUCGCAAGGAAGUUCCAGAGUUGAUACGACUUCGAUGAAACAGCUGAGGCAGCUGAGGUCUCCGAAAUUACGGUCUUGCGUUCUUGAGCAAGUCGAGCAUCUUGUCGGACACAAAGAAGACAAUCGAAAUACAGACGGCAAGCGGCCACCAACAUCACCAGCUAAGAAUCCCACUCCGAAACGGCGAAGAACAUUGCACAACGCAGAGCUUCCAGAAGUCUCGGACGCUGUGACAGAGGGCGUCCUGGAGAAGAGUGCAGUGAUCCAAAGCGUCAUUGGUAAGAGAAAGGAUGCACGGCGAGGGUUGGAAAAUAAUGUGGCAGACCCAAAUAUACUGGCCAAGCGUCACAUACUACGGCCUCGUAAUCCAACGCCAAGUCAAAAACGGCGUGACGAAAUACAAGCAGAAGUACUUGAAGCUACUGAAGCAUUCCUGCAAAGCUCUCCCACACAGCUUCAGGCGAUCUGCGAAGACAUAGAUGCGUCAGAGCUGCAGGGUAGUGGCUCAGACCAGAUUACCGCAGUAGCUGUGGCUAAUGAAGUCGCUUCCUUUACGCUGAACGUACAGGCCGCAAAUGACAAUUGUCGAAAACGCUCGGUGACUACUCAGGACUUUCUGGAUGAGGCUAUGCAGAUCAUGGAAUUCAUUCGUACUAAAGGCAGGCCGAUGAGUGGCCUGGGAAGCCUUGAAGAGUCCGAGUCCGAACAUGCAGGUGACGACGGAACAGAGCUGAAGAUGCCAGGCUCGCCGCUGACAUUCUCCCGACCUGCCAGCCGGAAUGGACCUCAAGGUGCAUGGCGAAAUCCUCAAGCACAUGUAUAUGACCAACACACUCUUAGUCACCUGCGCAGGUACAAAGAAGGAAGUUCCGAAUUCAUGCCGGCUUCAAUCCAGUCCUUUCAGAAUCAAGGAAACAACUCCAACACAACCCAGGAGAACACUCUAGAGAAUAUUCAGCAAGGCAACAUCAGAAUACGCGAACCCUUGAAAUCACAGGGCGCCCACGAAUCUGGGGUCUUAACACAGAAUUCGCAGUCAUUUCAGAAUACUGUGCCAUCAUAUGAUUCCUCGGCGGGUGGUAGGAGUGUUGCUACAACCACUUCCAAGCGGUCUGAGAUGGUCGCGACGCUUGCACCACAAGCAGUCGCACAUCUCAUUCCGGAAGAAGUAGCAGGUAUGACAUACGACAGAGAGCGCGGCGUAUGGGUCAAGAAGAGAACACAUGCUACAGAAAGACCCAGCGAGGUUAGCAUAGAAAGCGAGGAAGACCCGUUCAAGAACAUACCUGAUUUGACAGUCGAUGAAAUCAGAGAGAUACAAAACGUUUCAGGCAGUAGACCUGACGACCUGAGAUUUCUAUCUGGUGUGUCCGGUAAAGACUUCAUACAUUCCUCGACCGAGGAUGCGUCACAAGAGGAAAGUCGAGUCCAGACGAUACGCGCGGUCCAUGUCGCCCUUUCAGCGUCGUCCAGCACCGUCAACUCCAAGCCUGUCUUUUUUUCGUCCAGCACAGACCCAAUCGAGACACGAGCCACGUCGUGGAGUGAACAAGAAAUGAUCAAUCAAGCUCGCAAGCAGGCCGGGGCGCUACCAAUGGACCCAACGUAUAACGUUCGCACGGAAGAUUUUGAGCACGAGAUUCGCAUAGACGAAGGCCGGAACGAGUCUCCGAGGCGUAUGAACGGACAAAGGCUUCGGGACGUAACAAUCACUUUUACCUCGCCAGUCGUCUCUCAAAUUCCGACUAACAGCUAUCUUGCACCGGAAAGUGAACGGAGAAAUCGCUUUGGCCUAUCGCAGCACUACAAGCAGGCCUCGGCUCAAACACUUACUCGCAAGUCCUUCAACCAUAUCCAGAGACAAUGCGAACCUAUGCCCGCAGAAGACGGAUAUAGCGAAGUGUCUUUUCUUGCUGAUCGAUCGGAUCCUCGUCGAACUUUGUUCUCGCUUAAUGUUUCCAAUACUCUUGCUCGUCGUCAGCAUGCUUUAAUGCCCCCUCCCAGUUCACCUAGCCGAGCAGAUGUCACGUUCUUGCUUAGUGAUCUUCCGGAGUUCUCUUUAAAUCAGGUCGAUGAGAGGGAGUUGCCAGACCGAAUGAUUGUUCAAAGAGGUGGUAAAGCUGUCGUCGAAGAUCGUUUUGCUCAGGGAACAGCGGAAUUGGUCAAGGCACUUCAAGAUGUCGAACCAGAAGAGCCAUUUUGGGAAGAUUUGCGAGCUGUCAACCUAGCUGGAAAGGGCCUACCCAAUUUACAUCGUCUAGAUGCCUUCUGUUGGUCACUAGAAGAUGUUGAUGUGUCCGAUAACGCCAUCAACCACCUGAACGGUGUUCCUCGGACGGUACGACGCUUCUGCAUCCGGAACAAUUGCCUCUCUGGGCUCUCUUCGUGGGGCCACUUGACCAAUCUACAGUGUCUGGACGUAAGCGGCAACGACAUCGACAAUCUCAAAGGGCUGUCUUCAUUGUUUCACCUUCGCGAGCUGAUCGUAGAUGAUAAUCGCAUAGAAAACCUAGAUGGUAUACUGAACUUAGAUGGUCUAAUCAAACUCAGUGCUCGGCGCAAUAGAAUCACAUCAGUGGAUUUGGAGUCAUCCAAUCUAAAAUGUCUGGCUGAGCUUGAUCUAAGCGUCAAUCAAAUCCAACACGUAAGAGGCCUCGAAUCUGUACCUCGUCUGCGUCAUCUUAACCUUGAUGAUAACAAGCUCGUGACACUUCCAUGCGACAUAGAAGAUGCACGUCCGUGUACCGUACUGAAAAGUCUCAGUAUCUGCCGAAACCAAUUAAAGUCCUUGAUCGUAGAGGGAAUCUUUCCGCAUCUGAAAUGCUUAUAUGCCGAUGGCAACCGACUUAGUCGAGUCGAAGGCGUCGAGCGGUUGCAAUAUCUACAGUCCUUCUCUUUGCGAUCACAGCGACCUCAUACCAUCUGCGCUCCCUCCUCCACCUCACCAACAGCAUCCAUCAACCUAUUAUCUCCGCCUCCAGACCUCUCCGCCCUCGCUCUCUCCGCGAACAUCAUUCCCGUCCUAGAUAUGCCUAGCCCCUUCCUCAUGCUCCAACGUCUAGAACUUUCGUCAUGUGGUCUCAACGCUUUACCUUCCACCUUCUCAAAGACAGUGCCCAACGUCCGAUAUCUCAACGUCAACACGAACGGUCUCAAAGAUCUCAGUCCACUCCUGAAUACCAAAGCUCUCGCGGAACUGCACGUUGCAGGCAAUCGCCUUUCGCGUCUACGAAAGACGAUGGCGGUUCUCGCUCGCCUAAGCCACCUCAGGACGCUCGACUUGCGUAACAACCCGAUAACUGUUGGCUUCUAUCCUACGAGCAUUGAAACACAUCUUGUCACGACCAAGUCUAUGGCUCUCGAUCAACCAGUGAACAUGGAGCCAUUCGUCUUACCCAAUGCCGAUGCAGAAAGCGAGGCUAGCCAUCGGCUUCGACUAGAUGAGGAUACACGUCUGCGGAGACGAGUGUAUGAUAUGCUGCUUGGAAACAGCUGUACAAAGUUAGCAGUCUUGGAUGGCCUAAGAUUUGACGCUGGAGCAGCGCUGGCGAAGGAUGAAGUUUUUGAAAGGCUGAGGCUGUUAGGCGUAUUGAAGCGGUCCAUGAAAGCAGAAGAUGAUAGCAGUGAUUAAGGGAUGCCGGGCGUCCUGACUUUGUCACCUUUUCAAGUUUUACUGUUCGGCGUUGAGUGCAUGCGUGGAGGGUUAAUCAUUGUUUGACGAUUGCAUUACUGGGCGUACAUCUGCAUGAUAAUGAAGGGACUUAGCCCACGUUGUAUAUAGGCCUUUCCCGGUUACGUAUUCUGUACCUAACGCCUCACGUUGACUUCCAGGCAGUGUCAUGUCUGAGGAAUACUGCAAACGUUUACUUUCACAACAAGUACUCCUGUCAACUGGGAUUUCAUCUAAAACAGCCCUACGAUAGCACACAACGUCUCCUCUCCACAGGCCUGACUGUUGUUUUGAUGGCUCACUUCUCCACAUGCGUCGUCCCAGCCUCUAACACUCACUUGAAAACUCCGGUCAAUUAAGAUGAAUCAAAAUUCGAAACGCGGAG
Molecule: messenger RNA, 6181 nt
Organism: Pseudovirgaria hyperparasitica
Lineage: Eukaryota; Fungi; Ascomycota; Dothideomycetes; Acrospermales; Acrospermaceae
Exons: 3
Coding region: 256-5757 (1833 amino acids)
Molecular function (GO): protein binding
Source: RefSeq, a predicted model, not a curated record